Protopterus annectens (West African lungfish) is the source of this 957-nucleotide messenger RNA. Its product is annotated as olfactory receptor 56A1-like. Gene Ontology annotation, cellular component: membrane. Lineage: Eukaryota; Metazoa; Chordata; Ceratodontiformes; Protopteridae. The coding region runs from base 1 to 957 and encodes 318 amino acids. The record is from RefSeq and is a predicted model, not a curated record. The transcript has a single exon. Gene Ontology annotation, molecular function: G protein-coupled receptor activity; olfactory receptor activity. Gene Ontology annotation, biological process: G protein-coupled receptor signaling pathway.
AUGGACAGUUUAUCAUAUUCAAUAAAAACCAGCAAUGUCAGCUGUCAAGAUCAAGAAUUUGUCCUAAGUGGUUUUCCUGGAUUUGAGAACUGGAAUCACGUGCUUUCACUUCCUUUCACUGUAAUGUUUUUCUUGACAUGUUUUGGCAAUCUAACCAUCAUGACAAUUAUAAUAAGAGAAGCAAGUCUGCAUGAACCUAUGUACAUCUUAAUUUGUAUCUUAGCAGCAGCAGAUUUUGUCUCAGGUGUUACACUACUGCCAAGUCUUUUAGCAACGUUAUGGUUUGGAGCACAUGUUAUUCCAUUUGAUAUCUGCUUCAUUCAAAUGUUUUUAGUUUACUUCCCAACAGUAAUGGAGUCAUCACUGUUAGUAUUAAUGGCCUAUGAUCGCUAUGUUGCAGUGUGUAAGCCUCUCCGAUAUUCAUCUAUAAUGACAAAUGCAUUUAUUUUCAAAGGAUGUGUGUUUAUUAUAAUACGAAGUCUCUGUUUUAUAAUACCUGUUCCUGUGAUUGCCCAAAUGUUGACAUACAGCAACAAAUGUACUGUUAGUAACGUUUUUUGUGAAUACUUUGCUGUGAUUAACAAUACGUGUACCCAUACAUUUUUGAGUGAUAAUUAUGUGACUAUUGCCCUUUUUUUAAUAGGUCCACCUGAUACAUUAUUAAUUGUUUUGUCAUAUUAUAUGAUUAUUAGUGCUGCUAUAAAUUUACGAUCACAGGAGUCACGUGGAAAGGUUUUUAGCACAUGCAGCUCCCAUUUGUUUGUUAUUUUAAUGUUUUAUUCAUUCGGAACAUUACAUAUACUAGUAUUAAUUUUUGAGAACAGGUUUUCAUACCACAUUCAUGCCUUAUUUUCAGUUCUUUAUAUUGUAAUUCCUUCAGCUUUAAACCCAAUAAUAUAUGGGAUGAAAUCUAAAGAAAUUCGUUUGCUAGUAUUAAAAUAUUUAAAAAGGGUAUGA